Messenger RNA from Phytophthora sojae, 465 nucleotides. RefSeq lists its product as hypothetical. The annotation marks the transcript as partial. The transcript is spliced from 2 exons. NCBI's taxonomy places the organism in Eukaryota, Oomycota, Peronosporomycetes, Peronosporales, Peronosporaceae. The record is from RefSeq and is a predicted model, not a curated record.
AUGCAUAUUGCAAGUCCUUUCAAUAACUCUAUCGGUUUAAAGAUAAGGAACAUUGCUCUCGAUAAGGAAUGUGGGAGUAAUUUAAUUAGCGCUUGUCAUCUAGCCAGACAAGGUUACAAUCACGUUCAAUCCCGAGAUGGGGAGUUUUUUUAUACACAAGCUCAGAAAAUAGCUUUGCUGGAGAAGUGGCAUCAUAGAUUAGGGCACGUUCACAAGGCCAGACUUUUGGCAAUAUUUAGCAAUGGAUUAGUUGAAGGAAUUCCUCAAAUUCCUCAAAAGGAACUAAAAGAUCUUCCUUUCUUUUGCGCUACGUGUGAAAUCGCAAAUUCCAUGCGAAUGUCAUAUCGUAAUAAAAUAGGCUCAAGAAGUAGGCAACCAUUGCAUACUUUACAUAUGGAUACCACAGGAAAGAUAAAAGUGAAUGGAAGAUAUGGUGGUUUUGGUUACCGCUAUGCAUUGUCAAUU